GGAUAAACAUUUCAUUUAUAUAAGGAAUCUUUCAAGACUCACUCUUGCAAAUGCAGCUAGUUCAUACAUUCCAACCCCCCAAAAACUUGCUAAUAAGAAAUCAACUAUUAAUAUAAAAAAUGAGGAUCAGAAAUCAUUCUUAUGGUCAGUACUAUCAUUCUUCAAUGAAGAUCGAAAACACAAUAGAGUAACAGACCUACAAAAAUACUCACAUUUAGUUAAUGUUGGGGAUUUGGAAUUCCCUGUAAAAAUAGAAGACAUACAAAAAUUUGAGAGUUUCAAUGAAGAUAUUUGUAUAAAUAUUUAUAAUUAUGUAGAAGAGAGUGACACCAUCUCCCCACUCCAUGUAUCUAAAUAUCAAAAUAGAUUGCAAAAAAAUAAAUUUAAUCUUGCUAGAGGAUAAACAUUUCAUUUAUAUAAGGAAUCUUUCAAGCCUAACUCUUGCAAAUGCAGCUAGUUCAUACAUUCCAACCCCCAAAAAACUUGCUAAUAAGAAAUCAACUAUUAAUAUAAAAAAUGAGGAUCAGAAAUCAUUCUUAUGGUCAGUACUAUCAUUCUUCAAUGAAGAUCAAAAACACAAUAGAGUAACAGACCUACAAAAAUACUCACAUCUAGUUAAUGUUAGGGAUUUGGAAUUCCCUGUAAAAAUAGAAAAAAUUCCAAAAUUUGAGAGUUUCAAUGAAGAUAUUUGUAUUAAUGUGUUGAGUUAUGAGGAUGAGAAGGAUAUUAUAUAUCCCAUAUUUACAUCUAAGAAUAGGGGAAGGAAGCAUACAAUAACUCUUCUUUUCCUAAAAAAACAACAUUAUAUUCUAGUGAAGAAUUUAUCAAGAUUGUUGUCUGAUCAAACAGAACAUCAUGGAAAAGUGGAGAUAUGUCCCUAUUGUUUACAUAUAUUCACAAAGACAAAUGCUCUUGCUAAUUUAGAAAAACAUCUAGAAUUAGGUUCAUUGAAUAAAUGUCAAAGAGUUAGAAUGCCACAAGAGGGGGAGAUAUUGAAAUUCUCGAAUUAUAGUUACACUCUCAAAGUUCCAUACAUUAUAUAUGCAGAUUUUGAAUGUAUGAUUAUUGAUAAUAUUCACAAACCUUGUGGUUAUGGUUAUUUGAUAAUAGAUGAAGAGGGGGAGGUAUAUUAUGGUCCAAAAAUUGUUAGGGCCAAUAGCUUGGAGGAAUCUGAGAAAUUGAUUGAUAAUUUCAUAGAUGAAUUAGAAACACAUAGUGUUAUAUUGAAAAAGAAAUUGCAAACUAUUAUUGAUAUGAAUUUCACUACAGAAGAUGAAAAGACAUUUACAACAAAAAUCUUGUUGUUUAUGUACAAAACCCAUAGAUUUCAUUGA
This is a messenger RNA of Nilaparvata lugens (brown planthopper), 1334 nucleotides long. RefSeq lists its product as uncharacterized. The record is from RefSeq and is a predicted model, not a curated record. The coding region runs from base 345 to 1334 and encodes 329 amino acids. The transcript is spliced from 2 exons. NCBI's taxonomy places the organism in Eukaryota, Metazoa, Arthropoda, Insecta, Hemiptera, Delphacidae.